AUGGGAGCGCGAACUCCCUCCCGAUCAGCGGCUGCGGCGGCAGUGGCAGCGAUUGCCCCCGCGCAAGCCGCCUCAGGCCUCAGCGGUCCUCGGUCCCCAACCCCACCCACCUCUCAGGGCGUCCCGCGGACUCCUAGUCUCCGCCUUCCGCCUUCCCCCGCCUCCUCCCGCCGCGGCAUCAUCUCCCCUUCAAGCUUUCACGCGCCCGCCUGCCCGCUUCCGCCGCCUUCCCCUUCCGCCUCCCCCGUUUCCUCCCCCUGCCUGUCCCCGUCCUCGUUCUCUUUCGCCGUCCCUCGAGCGAAUUCUCGCGAAAAUCGAGCUUCGGCGGCGGUGAGUAGCAGCGUAUCUCGCGGCUGUGACGGGGGGAGUGGAUCCGGGCAGCGCGAAAAUCUUCCGCGCAGCGUGAGCAGCCAAUGGGACAGCUCGUCGCGCAGCCUGCGGGCAGGGCGAAAUCUUUCAGUGAGCAGCCCCAACCGGAUGCUGUCAACAAAUCUGAACCUGAAAGCAGCAAUGGCGUGUGUCGCGGGUGACUCAGCAACAGGCGCGGCUGACUCACCACGCGCUGGUGUUGCUGUCUCGGCAGCAAUGCCGUCGCCCACUCGGAGCGCGACAGCUGGCGGCAUCCUCCGACGUGGCAGCUUGAAAAGAAUGCCAUCACUCGACAGCAUGUCGCCUGCGUAUGCCACGUCAUCAUCCCCAUCCAGCUCACCACUCUCAAUCCACACCGCCGCCAACCCACCUACCGCAGCCAUCCCUACCGAGCCUCACUCUGAACCUGCUACUGCUGGUACUGCCGAAGCUGCUACCGAAGCUACAGCUGCUGGUGCUGCUGCUGCUCCGUCCACCACCGGACCUCCCUCCCCAGGCCUCACCCCCAAGGCUUCCCCCAUCCCCACUCCGCAGCUGUCCCCAGCAGGACGAAGCUACGGCGUGGAAGAGAAAAGAGUAGGGCGGCAAUCGCUGCAAACGGGAGAUACGAGGGCGGGGAGUGAUUCAGGGGAGUUGGAGCUGGAGGUGAGAACCCCCCUGCCUCCCAAAACUCCUUCUCCUAGGCUGUCCCCCUCACCGAGGGUGCAAAGGCUGCUGCAGCACAUGUGGGGUGACUUGGACGAUGGGGACGCUGCGUAG
Molecule: messenger RNA, 1128 nt
Organism: Closterium sp. Naga37s-1
Lineage: Eukaryota; Viridiplantae; Streptophyta; Zygnematophyceae; Desmidiales; Closteriaceae
Source: the annotation of a GenBank genome assembly